Molecule: messenger RNA, 2858 nt
Organism: Hippopotamus amphibius kiboko
Lineage: Eukaryota; Metazoa; Chordata; Mammalia; Artiodactyla; Hippopotamidae
Gene: RIC3
Product: RIC3 acetylcholine receptor chaperone
Exons: 6
Coding region: 1-1209 (402 amino acids)
Biological process (GO): synaptic transmission, cholinergic; protein localization to cell surface
Cellular component (GO): neuronal cell body; neuron projection; intracellular membrane-bounded organelle
Source: RefSeq, a predicted model, not a curated record
AUGGCGUACUCCACGGUGCGGAGGGUGGCGCUGGCCUCGGGGCUCGUCCUGGCUGUGUCUCUGCUGCUGCCCAAGGCCUUCCUGUCGCGCGGAAAGCGGCAGGAGCCACCGCCGGCGCCCGAAGGGAAGUUGGGUCGAUUUCCACCUAUGAUGCAUCAUCACCAGGCACCCUCAGAUGGCCAGACCCCUGGGGCUCGUUUCCAGAGGUCUCACCUUGCAGAGGCCUUUGCAAAGGCCAAAGGAUCAGGUGGAGGCACUGGAGGAGGAGGUAGUGGAAGAGGCCUGAUGGGGCAGAUUAUUCCAAUCUAUGGUUUUGGGAUUUUUUUGUAUAUACUGUACAUUCUAUUUAAGCUCUCAAAGGGGAAAAGUACUGCAGAGGAUCGGAAGUGCUCUACUGCCACACCUGGAAACACCCACAGGAAAAUUACCAAUUUUGAGCUUGUUCAGCUGCAAGAAAAACUGAAGGAGACAGAGGAAGCCAUGGAAAAACUAAUCAACAGAGUGGGGCCUAAUGGUGAGAGAGUCCAGACAGAUCACAGUGAUGUUUGUGUUCACUGCCUAGGAGUAUUUACCACUAACUGCCUGGAUUGUCUGCUGUUUCUAAGCAGAGCACAGACUGUGACUUCUGACCAAGAAAAACAAUUGCUGCAUCAGCUCCGAGAAAUUACCAGGGUCAUGAAAGAAGGAAAAUUCAUUGACAGACCCACUCCAGAGAAAGAAGCUGAAGAGGCUCCUUACAUGGAGGACUGGGAAGGUUACCCUGAAGAGACUUAUCCAAUUUAUGACCUUUCAGAUUGCAUCAAGCGUAGGCAACAAACAAUCCUGGUGGAUUACCCUGGCCCAAAAGAGCCGUCUGCUGAAGAAAUAGCUGAAAGAAUGGGAGCGCUAGAAGAAGCAGGAUCAGACCAUUUGGGGUGGGAAAUGCCUACUGACCCCAGAGCUCAGGAAGAUAAUUCUGUUACCUCAUGUGACCCAGAGCCAGAAACAUGUCCCUGCUGUUUUCAUGAAGAAGAGGAUCCUGCUGUCUUGGCAGAGAAUGCUGGAUUUGGUGCAGACAGUUACAGUGAGCAAGAGGAACCCACCAAAGAAGUGUGGCCCCACGACUUGAGAGAUGACGGGUUGGCCAUCCGUGCUGAUAGAGCAGAUCCGGAUGGCACGCUGAGGAAGCGGAACCCCCAGGGUUUAGAGUGCAGACAGCCAGUUUGGUGAGGUACCCAUUACUCUAGUCCCAAGGUGACCUUUCUCUCCUCUCUGAUUUCAUCCUUGGCCCUGUGCCCUGUACUUCCAUUCUCUGUUUUUAAACAUCAUAGCCAAUCAGGCCACUACCGUGGAUAUCAUGUAUCCUUCCUGGUGCUUACACACCUGUCACCUUGUAAAACAUCAUAGAAACCAGUAUGAACACAGGACAGCUUCCCUCUUUCUCUUCCUGCCUUUCCUCCAUCACAGUUGAUCCAGUGAGUAAUUGUCCACCUAUUGUAAUUACAGAUGGGACCACUCUGGGUAGAGGUCUGACUCUUCGUGUUAGGAGUAACAGAUGGGUUUCCUGUGAAUGAACAUCAGAUUACACAUGAUGAGGACUUCAGAUUUUAAGAGUGAAGAUUUCAGAGUCCAAAAUGCCUUAUUCUGUGGGCCUUGAGCAGGUUAGUGGUCUUCUGAGUUCAAAAAGAAAACCUUUUGUUUGUGGGGAUGGUGGGGCCAGAGCAGAAUAAGACUCUGCUGUCUGAGCUGGAGCCCCUUCCUCACAGUGGGGGACUUUGUAGGAGCACCAAGGCUGCUUCAGAUCUUCACUUUCCUCCAGAGCAGAAGACGCCCCCUGCCCUGAGAACGAGCCUAGAGGAUUACUGGGGGACGGUUUUGCUCUCGUAUUGCCUGGAUCUCUAGCUUCCUUUAUCCCUGUUCUGCUUAACAGAACUGCCAAACGUAGAAGCACCUUUGUACCUGUGAUCUUCAGUGGCCAGAGGAAGCUUGAGAUAGAGACUUUAGUCCUUGCCCAGCAGAGCCAAGGUUUGAAGCUGUUAUGGUUUCAGGAAAGUCUGCCGAAGGGUGGUGGUCCUGCCAUGAGAUGCUCGGAAGGCCAGGGAGCUGGUGACAGGGAGAGACCCCGUGUGCUUACAGGCAGUCCUUGCUUAGAUGCUGUUUCUGAAUGUUGUGCCCCCUGGGAAAUUUGUUCUCACAACAAAUUGAAUUGAACAGAAACGAGGAAGACUAAGCUUGUCGACCAAGUGCCAGCCCAGCAGGGAAGCUGCAGGGACCCAAUACAGCAGUGCCUGGGAAGGGAUCAUUCAUUCCAUAUUUGGAUAUCUGAGUCUACUGAGAAAGCUUGGGCACAGUAGGAGCUAGGUUAGGACUGGGAGGAUUUUGACCAAAGCAAAAGCCUAAUCUCUGAGCUGCCACCUGUCAUGUGUCUCCUUGAGGUAAGAUGUAUUCUGUCUAGUAAGCAUGAGUGAAUUCAGUUUAUAGCUAAGACCUGAGUUUAAAGAGGACACAUUCCCGAGGACAUUCCCAGUCAUGAAAUGUGGAAGACUUGAAAAUUAAGAAAUCAUGUAAAGGUAGACUUGGCUUUUAGAGUUCCACUGUGCCUGAGUAAGAGGCCAGGAAAAUUGUUUAAUCACUAUUAAAUCACAUAUAAGCAUACACACUGCUGUCACUGGUACAGGAUCAUAUUAAGAUAAUAUGUCAGCUACCACUAUGCAUUUCUUGUUAAUGACUUCAGAGAAAAGUCAUUGAAGACUGAGUCUAUAGAAAGCAUAUUAUAUCUGUUUCUGUGUGGAACAUUUCAUUCACUUGUAAAGAAUGCAGUUUAAAAUAUACUGAAAACAAUCUAGAUGUAAUGUAAUGCUGAAGGUAAAAAAAAAAUG